CUAAGCACGCCGACCAGGAAGCCAAUCGUAUGCCUCACUCGCCCGACAUAAGACGCCGGUAGAGCAUCACACCGGCAUCGAGUACAACUCAGUUUGUUUGUUUAUUUCUGUGGUGAAAUUACAACUUAGUGAAGUGAUUCGGUUGAUUGGAACCAACUUGGGACCAUGAUGGAGAACGUCAUCAUAGUUCCCCGGGGUGAAGAAUUAGGUGAGACCAACUAUGCGGUUGUUAACUUCGAUGAGGAACCCAAUGGCAAGACGAUUUUCUGCAAGCCGCAGAGUCCGAUUAAAUCCGCUGCGGAUGUGGUGACGAUCGCUCGUAGAGCUUUCCAGUCCAAUAAAACCCUUACGGUUGAGUUCCGUGAACAGCAAUUGAAGAAUCUACAAAGGAUGUAUAACGAGACCGAGAAGGAAAUGUGGGAGGCGUUGAAUGUUGACUUGCGUAAGCAUAAAUCGGAAGCUUCACUGGGAGAAACCGAGUUGUUGAAGAAUGACCUGACCAAUAUCCUCAUGCAUUUCAAGUCCUGGAUGAAACCCAAGGAUCAACCGAAGGAUAUUGCUAACUUGCUCAACGAAUUGAAAAUCUACAGUGAUCCCUUUGGAGUUGUAUUAAUCAUGGGAGCAUGGAAUUAUCCCAUGCAGUUGACCCUGCUACCUUUGGCAGGUGCAAUAGCAGCUGGUAACUGUGUGAUUCUGAAACCCUCGGAGAUUGCUUGUGCAAGUGCCAGAUUCAUCGCGGAGACAAUACCCAAGUAUCUGGAUACAGAGUGUUAUCAAGUUUUUGAAGGUGGCAUUGAAGAAACUACAGAAUUGUUAGCAGAAAGAUUUGAUUACAUCUUCUUCACUGGUAGUCCCAUGGUUGGUAAGAUUGUCCAUCAAGCCGCAGCUAAGUAUCUAACACCAACCACACUUGAAUUGGGAGGCAAAAGUCCUGUUUACAUCGAUUCCACAGCAGAUAUUGAAAUGGCUGCUUACAGAAUCAUGUGGGGGAAGUGUCUGAACCUUGGCCAGACCUGCAUUGCCCCGGAUUACAUCCUCUGCACCAAAGCAAUCCAAGAAAAAUUCAUUCAGGCAUGCAAGAAAGCAAUUACAGAAUUUUAUGGUAACAACGUUCAGAGUUCCCCGGAUCUAUGCCGGAUCAUCACAGAUAAACACUUCAAUCGCUUGGUUGGAAUGAUGAGCAAUGGUAAAAUCGCCAUGGGAGGCGGAUACGACGCCAAGGAACGAUUCAUCGAACCAACAAUCAUUGUGGACGUACACCCCAGUGAUCCCAUCAUGACCGAGGAGAUCUUCGGGCCAAUUUUACCAAUUUACAACGUGAAUUCAAUCUACGAAGCUGUGGAGUUCAUCAACAAUCGAGAGAAACCACUGGCAUUCUAUAUAUUUUCAAAAAACAAAAAAGAAGUUGAGCUGAUGUUGAAAAUGACAUCUUCAGGAGGUGUGUGUGUGAAUGAUACUUUGAUGCACAUCACCACUGAGAGUUUACCAUUUGGAGGAGUUGGAAAUUCCGGCAUGGGGAACUAUCACGGAAAGAAGAGUUUUGAUAUUUUCGUGCAUAAGAAGAGCGUCCUCAAGAGAGACUUUGCUCUGAUCCCGGAUAAAUUAACCGCGCCGCGAUAUCCGCCAUACACGGAUGCGAAGAGCAGCUUUCUGAACUUUGUCCUCAAGAAGCGCGCGGAGUUUCCGGUUACAGCUAUCCAGUAUUUACUCGUGUUCUUACUGGAGUGGUUGUGGUUGUCGUCAUGCAAAACUACGUUUUAAUUGAGCCCAACAACAAAAUUAUUUACUGAUGUUUUAAUGUUGCAAAUUAUAUGAUAUUUGUAUCACAUAUUAUUUAUAACUUAAAUGUUGUUUACGAGCGACUAGUUUGCAAAUUUAAUUAGUUAUGAUUAUGGUACUUUGCACCAUUGCAGUGCGCUUUUGCGUUCAAUUACGUUUGCAGUAAUAACUCUUAUUUAAAGAAUCAAUUGUAUGAUUUUUAGUAGCAAUUUUAGCAAUAAUUUAAUACAUAAUUAAAACUC
Molecule: messenger RNA, 2021 nt
Organism: Dalotia coriaria
Lineage: Eukaryota; Metazoa; Arthropoda; Insecta; Coleoptera; Staphylinidae
Product: aldehyde dehydrogenase, dimeric NADP-preferring-like
Exons: 1
Coding region: 166-1761 (531 amino acids)
Biological process (GO): aldehyde metabolic process
Cellular component (GO): cytoplasm
Molecular function (GO): aldehyde dehydrogenase (NAD+) activity
Source: RefSeq, a predicted model, not a curated record